Messenger RNA from Ramularia collo-cygni, 747 nucleotides. RefSeq lists its product as uncharacterized. The record is from RefSeq and is a predicted model, not a curated record. The transcript has 2 exons. Lineage: Eukaryota; Fungi; Ascomycota; Dothideomycetes; Mycosphaerellales; Mycosphaerellaceae. Bases 1 to 747 code for a protein of 248 amino acids.
AUGCAUUCCACCCAGGAAGAUGCCACGUUCGACACUAAGCACGCCAAGCACCUGAUCAGUGAUAAUUCUGCAGAUGAUGCCGCGCGCAAAUCGCUGCCACAGGAACUGGUGUCUCCAGACUUCCAGGGCUCCACUAGAUGCCGCCUCCUCGAGCUACCACCCGAGCUUCGCAAUGCCAUCUAUGAGUAUACCCUAUCCCAGGGCACGGGUGGAGUAGUCAUCAAGCUCGGAGGUACGAAACCCGAGACACGCCAUCCGUUCGGAUUGACGGAGACCUGCAAGCAAAUCCACCAAGACUGCGGGGACAUGAUCUACCGUUUGAACACCUUCACGUUCCACACCAACAUAUGGGGCAACAAAACGGUACCCUCCAACAACUUUGAUUUCGUACUCGCGAAGCAAAUGGCGACCAACAAGCUUCAAUCCCUUAGGAUCCACCUUGGCGAUGACCCUCUCACCGAUGUUCCAGAGGACAUCCGGGAUUGCUGGCGUCCGGUCCAAUCGUCACUUCGGAAGCUACGCAAGAACGUGCCGGUGUUCGAGUUGGCUUUCAGCGUUUACGUCGGGCAGUCCGAGUGCGUAAUCCGAAUAGCGAAUGCGCCGAAUGCAGUGGAUGAGCUGCGCAAAUUCUGGACAUCUAUUCCGCGGUGCUACGUGGGCGAUGACCAUCGUCCUUCUUCUCGGAGUGGCACUUUCGACCACGUUCUUCGAAGCUUCUUUCCGUUCUGGGCCGGCAGGAUAAUGUGA